Molecule: messenger RNA, 1545 nt
Organism: Vicia villosa (hairy vetch)
Lineage: Eukaryota; Viridiplantae; Streptophyta; Magnoliopsida; Fabales; Fabaceae
Exons: 1
Coding region: 1-1545 (514 amino acids)
Source: RefSeq, a predicted model, not a curated record
AUGGCUCAGGAGCUGAUUAGAGGUUAUGGAAGGAAUCACAUAUCUCCUAGGUGUAUGGUGCAAAUUGAUAUCCAAAAGGCCUAUGACCCUAUUGAGUGGCAUACUUUGUUUAAAAUCUUACAUGAGUUAGGAUUCCCUAGUAUGUUUGUAGACUGGAUUUUUGCUUGUGUCACCACUGUUUCCUACAGGUAUUCCAUCAAUGGGAGCCCAUCUAGAUUGCUCAAAGCCAAGAGAGGCUUAAGACAGGGGGAUCCCAUAUCCCUUCUCCUUUUUGUUUGGCUCAUGGAAUAUUUGCACAGGCUGCUCUUGACCUUAGCAAAAAUACCAAACUUCAAGUUCCAUCCAAGAUGUGAUAAGUUGCAUAUAACAAACUUAUGUUUUGCAGAUGAUCUUCUUAUCUUCACCAAGGGGGAGCUUAUUUCUGUUCAACUCAUGAUGGAAAAAAUCAGAGAGUUCUCUGCCAGCACAAGGCUUAUUGCUAGUCAUCCUAAAAGUAAGAUUUAUUUUGGAGUAGUGAGGGAAGAUACUCAAGAGCUAAUUCAGCAGGAAAUGGGGUUUGCUAUUGGUACCUUGCCUUUCAAAUACUUAGGUGUUCCCUUGGCUAGUAGAAAGUUGACUAUUCAUAUGUGUCAACCUUUGAUUGAGAAAAUGACUGGCAGACUUAAUCACCGGUGCACCAGGCUUCUUUCUUAUGCAUGUAGAAUUCAAUUGGUUAGGAGUGUCCUCUUCUCCAUAGCUAAUUAUUGGAUGAAGGUGUUCCCUCUUCCAAAGAAGGUUAUUCAUCAUGUUGAAGCAAUCUGUAGAAGCUUCAUCUGGACAAGAAAAGAGAACAUUUCAAAGAAGGCUCUGGUUUCUUGGGAGAGCAUGUGUGAUCUAGUUUCUGCUGGAGGAAGAAACAUGACUGAUUUGACAUUAUGGAAUAAAGAUACAAUAGGAAAAAUGCUGUGGAAUCUAUGUGCCAAGGCUGACAAGCUGCGGAUUGGAUGGAUUCACAUGCACUAUAUUAAAGGAAGGGACUGCACCAAUUUUAUUCCUCCCCAACAGAGCUCAUGGAUGUUAAAGUGUAUGUUCAAGUAUGGAAUAGAGAUAAGGAGGAUAGAGGCUUGGGGAGAAGCUAACAUGCAGCAAAAGUACAUAACUAGGAGGAUAUAUAAGGGCCUGCAGGGUACAAAGCCUACUGUACCUUGGAGAAGAGUCUUCUUUGGAAAUGGAGCUAGACCAAGGGCUAUCUUCAUCCUAUGGCUUGUUUUCAGAAACAAAUUGAUGACCAAGGAUAGAUUGUUUAAAAUUGGAAUCCAAACAGAUGGCAAGUAUACAUACUGUGGGGACUAUGAGAGAUGUCAACAUUUGUUUUUUGAUUGUAGAUAUACAAAGAACAUAUGGAUGCAGGUACUACAUUGGCUAAAGAUGGAUCAUACCCCUCAGAAGUGGGACUUGGAGUUGGAUUGGCUGUGUAAAACUGUUAACAGAAAGAAUAGUCAAAAUAAAGUUCUACAAAUUGCAAUUGCUGAAAUGACAUAUGCUGUGUGGAUUGUGAGGAAUUAG